Molecule: messenger RNA, 1619 nt
Organism: Oryza sativa Japonica Group (Japanese rice)
Lineage: Eukaryota; Viridiplantae; Streptophyta; Magnoliopsida; Poales; Poaceae
Product: HVA22-like protein i
Source: RefSeq, a predicted model, not a curated record
AGUGUUGCCCGUUGGGUUUGGUGGAGUUUGAAGAGCUCUGUCGCCGUCUUCACUCCUCGCAGUCAGACGGGAGUGGACUACUGGAGGGAGAGAGAGGGUGAGCGAGGGGAUCUUCACUCCUCCAGUUCCUCCCCAUUUCUUGCAUCCCUUCCGGAUCUAUCAGCCCCGUCACCAACCUUCUUCCAUCCACGCUUCCAUCUAAAGAUCGGAGCAGGAUGAUGGGCGAUUUCCUCUCCAGGGUCCUACUGUUGGCCUUUGGUUAUGCUUAUCCUGCUUAUGAAUGCUAUAAAACCGUAGAGCUGAACAAGCCCGAGAUUGAGAAGCUUAUUUUCUGGUGUCAAUAUUGGAUAUUAGUCGCGCUACUGACGGUUUUGGAACGAUUUGGUGAUUUUGCAAUAUCAUGGCUACCACUGUACUCAGAAGCAAAGCUGAUGUUCUUUAUAUACUUAUGGUGCCCAAGGACAAAGGGAACCUCCUAUGUCUAUGAGACUUUCUUUAGGCCAUACAUUUCACAGUAUGAGAAUGAUAUCGACUGCAGUAUUCUUGAUUUGAGAGUAAGAGCUGGGGACAUGCUUGUGGUUUACUGGCAGAAGGUUGCAAUUAUUGGCCAGACUACAUUCUUUAACAUUUUGAAGUAUGCUUCUGCACAGUCACCAGCUCAUUCAUCAAGGUCGCGCUCAACACAGCAGCAAUCGUAUCCACAAAAACAGCAGCAAGCACAACCCCAACAACCGAAGCAAUCACUGCCCCAACAGCAACAGAAGCAAUCACUGCCCCAACAGCAACAGCAGCAGAUGCCCCAUGAAAAACCAACAACGCUUCGCAGAGCAGCAUCUGCUGCCGCUCGAACAGCUGGAAUUAUGCAGCAGUCGGAGGACACGAAGAUUGCUUACUCUAACCCCAAGACCAGGCGUCUACUACCCACAAAGUCUGCUCCGACGGCUUCCACAAGGUCCACGGUUGCAGCAACGAAACCGGUCGAGGAUCUUAAGAGCAGUGGAAUGAAGCUUGCAACUGAGGAAGCACCAUCUCCAUCCAGUAAUGCUGCCAUGCCAGGCUCUGAGCCUAGUGCGCCGCCACUCCCGAAAUCUGCAGAAGAUGACAUGUCUAUCGAUGAGGUUGACAUUCCUAUAGAGGACAUGGAUGAGCCUGUUGCCACUCCAGAGGAGACACCAAUGGAGGAGGCGAUUCGAGUGACCCGUGGGAGGCUAAGGAAACGUAUUGCCGCAGUUUCCACUGCUGAUGGCGGUGCAGCAAAUUAACUGCAUGCCAUUUGUCAUCUAUUUCCACAAAAUAUGUGCUUCAGAGCUUUAGGGCGAUCACCUGUUUGGUUGCAGCAGAUAUCUCUGUUUCCACAUUAUGUUCUUCGAGCUUUAGGGUGAUCUGCUGUUUGGUUGCAGGCAGCAGAUGUCUUGGUUGGUUUAAUUUAUUGCUUUGAACCUGCUUCCUUAAGUAGUGUUUCUUCCACCUGUUUUGCUAAUUUGCUAAUAUUCCUAGACCUAGAAGAUGUAAAUAUUGCAGGGCAUCUGUAUAUAUGUUGGGCAAGCGAAUCCUUAUUUGUUUAGCAUUGAAACUGCAUGUCACCUUAUUUGCUUGACCAAUUAGUUCCGAUUUGAGCA